Bubalus bubalis (water buffalo) is the source of this 995-nucleotide messenger RNA. RefSeq lists its product as uncharacterized. The transcript has 3 exons. The record is from RefSeq and is a predicted model, not a curated record. Bases 1 to 714 code for a protein of 237 amino acids. Lineage: Eukaryota; Metazoa; Chordata; Mammalia; Artiodactyla; Bovidae.
AUGGGUCUCCAACAGCUAGGCCAGAGUGGGACAGGGCAGUCCUUUCCUCCACCCUCUCAGGUGGUUGCAAAAACCUUACAGGCCUCUCAGAGCAAAGAUCAGUUUGGGGCAAAAGGAAGUUUUGAACGUAACAGGAUUUUCCUGAACAUACAAAACUGGAACAACCUGACAGGCUGGGAGCAACUAACCAGCCGCAUACAAUGCUUCGGGGCAGCAAGGUGGGUGCACGGGGCCAGUUCGUCUGGGCCUGCAGUGGUGCCGCCUUUAAACCUGCAGGUAGAACGCCAGCCCCCGACAGUGACCACGAGGCUGGGACAAGAGGAGGGGGCGGGGGAUGGAUUAAAGCCAGCGCACCAGUACCCCGAUGUGCGCCUUCCGAGCUCUGACACUUUGAUGGGAAGAAUCUGCUACAGGACUUGGAAGUUCCAAGGCUCACCCUGCAGGGCACGGGGAAAGAGCAAGGAGGUCAAAGGGAGAAAAAUGAAGAAGAAAAAGGAGAGCCUGGGGUGGAAAAGAAUCAUGAUCAACAUAAUUACAACCUGCGGAUGCCAGUGCCUGCCCCGCGCUGAAGUCACGUGGGCCACGUGGGCCUCUGGGGAGCUGCCGGACAGUCUAGCCUACCCAGGAAGCAUCCACCUGCCCCCGGGAGGUCAGCUUUUCCCAUCCACACUGCUCAGGAACCCUCAGCCUGUUGGGCUCCAGCACACACUCUGAACCAAGAGUCAAGGCCUCCCCGCCGCCUCCACCCCAUUUUCCACGUUCAGCUUCUACACAUGUCCUGGGUCCUCCACACCAUGUCCCACAGCCAGGCCCUCUAAAGCGUGUCACCGGGGAACAUUCACCCAGCCCACAGCCAGCCUCUCUGCCCCCUCCACAAAGAAGGGAUGCUGCUGCUGCUGCUGCUGCUAAGUCGCUUCAGUCGUGUCUGACUCUGUGCGACCCCAUAGACGGCAGCCCAACAGGCUCCCCAUCCCUGGGAUUCUCCAGGCAAGAAC